Rhipicephalus microplus (southern cattle tick) is the source of this 814-nucleotide messenger RNA. RefSeq lists its product as uncharacterized. Lineage: Eukaryota; Metazoa; Arthropoda; Arachnida; Ixodida; Ixodidae. The record is from RefSeq and is a predicted model, not a curated record.
UCCUCGCUAUAUAUGACCUCAAUUUCAGGUUCUGAAGUACACUACCUUAUGCGCAGCAGAUGCAUCAGCCAUCCGGCAGCCGCCAGUUUUCAUCAAGGAACUGGUCAUGUAUUCGUGGGCACUUGUGAGUGCACUGAUUUCUUCACUCACGCCACUAAGCAAGCAGGGAGAUGCACCAACCAAAUGCGAAGAAAAAGGGAAGUUCUGCUGACGACACCAAGGCAAGACACGUUUUGCAAGCCUGAACUAACGAUUGCAGCUGAAUUGCACCAGCUGAGGAAGUGCGUCUGCAAGCCAGGUUACGUGCGCAACGCAUGGGGCCACUGCGUCCCAGUUCAGGACUGUGCGAAGUGCAAGAAAUGGCCCAAUGCCGACUACAACGAAUGCGAAGGCACUUGCCCUUUGACCUGUGGAAAGCCGGUUCCUAGUUUCUGCACCAAGAUCUGUGGAGCUGCAUGUGCGUGUCCACCAGGAUUCGUGCGUGGUUACAGCGAGAAGUUUGAAUGCGUGUCGAUAGCAAAGUGCCCACCGGCAUGCCAACCAAACUCAACGUUCCAGAUCUGCAAGUGGGGCUGCGAGCCAAGUUGCUUCAAGCCACCACCGAAGGAAACCUGCGUACCGAGUUGCCACACUGGUCAAUGUGUCUGCAAUGAGGGCUUCGCUGAAGCUCACUUGCCAGGGGGAUAUAUAUGCGUGCCAUGGGAUAAAUGUCCCGAAUAUCAACAAUUUUUCCCCAAAUUGCUAUAGCUGCCGAACAAUUGCUUUUUCUAUAUCGCCUAUACGUUUCCAAGAAAUCAAAUAAAUAUCCAUAGAA